AUGGGGCCCCCGGGCAAUAGGGGAUCAUGAGGCCCCUGUGUCCUUGCCCAAACUCAAAAAAGCCUAUGAAAAAGGUACCAGGGGCAUCUCAUGGGGCCCCCUACUGACCCCGGGCCCUCGGGCAGUGCCCGAGUUUCCAAAUGGUUAGUCCGCUCCUGUAUGUAUGUAUGUGCAUUUUGUGUGUAUGUAUGUUGUAUGUAUGCCUGUUUUGUUUCACUCUAGAAUUCAGCCACAUAGGUUUCAGUUGUGUUCUUUUGUUUGUUAUCUAAUGGAACACAAAGACUAUUGGCACUUGUUUUACUCAUUUUUA
Messenger RNA from Staurois parvus, 310 nucleotides. The record is from the annotation of a GenBank genome assembly. NCBI's taxonomy places the organism in Eukaryota, Metazoa, Chordata, Amphibia, Anura, Ranidae.